AUGCUAGAUGGUGCACCACACCACUACCUGGCUGACACCCAGGAUUCUCUCAGUGACUGCUUUUGUAGUGCAGCGUCGGCUGCUGGGGCGUCCUCCGGCUCCCUCGUGCUGGAAACGGCACACAGCUUCCUGGCAAGUGGUCAGUGUAAAUCCCGACGGCACACCGAGGCGGAGCCUGGCGGGCUAGCGAGCCGUGCUGCUGCCGCCCCCGCCGCCGCCCCCGCCGCCUCCCAGGCAGGCAGUCCUGCAAAGCCGCUAAUGGGCCGCCGCGCCGCGAGGCUAAAAGCGGAAACAGCUCAUUUGGUCCGCGGCGGGUUCCAGCCGCGCCUUCCGACUUCGCUGCCGCCCCCAGGGCAGCAGCAGCAGCAGCAGCAGCCGUCGCCGCUACCACGCCGACAGCCCGUCCCGUUGAUGCCUCCCGCGCAGCUUCAUUCGGGAGCGCCCCAGGUGCUCGCUCUGGCGCCUGCGGUCCCUCUUCAGUCGCCACCGCCUUCGGAGCUGAUGGACGUCGACCCCCCAGCCGGGCCGCCUUCCCAAGCGGUGGCUGUGCAGCCUGUCCUGCAGUCGCUUUCCUUGGGCACCCCCAAGGAGUCUGACACCGCAGCGCCUUGUCCGGCGCCCAAUCAGCAGCCGUCGACGCAGCGUCAGGAGACGCUGCCUCUCUUCGUGGGUCCCGACGCCCCGUCGCGUCCAGUACCAGAAGCUGCGCCCGUGGUCACAGGCAUAUCACCAUGA
This is a messenger RNA of Schistocerca americana (American grasshopper), 735 nucleotides long. RefSeq names its product protein transport protein sec31-like. The transcript has 4 exons. The coding region runs from base 1 to 735 and encodes 244 amino acids. The record is from RefSeq and is a predicted model, not a curated record. NCBI's taxonomy places the organism in Eukaryota, Metazoa, Arthropoda, Insecta, Orthoptera, Acrididae.